Messenger RNA from Penicillium antarcticum, 2304 nucleotides. It is a transcript of the gene hrdA, whose product is annotated as E3 ubiquitin-protein ligase HRD1. Gene Ontology annotation, cellular component: cytoplasm. NCBI's taxonomy places the organism in Eukaryota, Fungi, Ascomycota, Eurotiomycetes, Eurotiales, Aspergillaceae. The record is from RefSeq and is a predicted model, not a curated record. The transcript has 3 exons. Bases 1 to 2304 code for a protein of 767 amino acids.
AUGAGACUGGCCGCGUAUACUGGAGCCUCGGUGGUCCUGGCCACCGGUGUAUUUCUCAAAGCUCUUCACCAGAGGGCCAAUUUCUAUUCAGCAUGCAUCUACCUUUCGCAAAGUAGCGCGAAUCUUAUGAUUCUCACGAAUUUAUGCCUUCUCGUCACGGGUUUUGUACUCUUCUGGCUUCAGCGACUUCUAUACGGACCCUUGCGAGCAAUCGAAACCGAACAACUCUACGAACGGGCAUGGUUCGCCGUUACGGAGACAUGUCUGGCCAUGACCAUAUUCCGGGGUGAACUUGGGGGCUGGUUUCUGGUCAUGUUCAUUUCGCUGCUGGUCGGCAAGGUCUGGGGCUGGAUUGGUGAAGGCCGUGUCGAAUACCUAGAACAACAACCUCCGGCUAAUCCGCGGUUGUUCCAUAUUCGACUAGCGCUGUCGCUUGUGCUGACGGUGCUAUUUGACUCCUUCAUGUUGCAGUACUGCGUACAUACUGUUAUCACUCAGGCGCGACCAGAUAUGAUGGUCAUGUUUGGAUUUGAGUUCGCGAUCUUGACUAUUCUGUCGACCUCGACCCUUCUCCGAUACGCCAUCGCAUUGACCGAGAUCUCUAUAACCCAUCAGCAAGUCAAGGCCAAGAUGGAAGAACGCCGUGCUGAGAUUCGUGCUGCCCGUAUACAGGCUAUCCAAGAACAUGCACGCGCAGGAGCUGCCUCUCCUCCUACCGACUUACCCGAUGAGAACGAUGUGGAUGAGAUGGAAAUUGACGUGCCUGGAUGGGAAGAAAAGGGUCGCUGGGUGUUUUACCUGGACCUUUUGACCGACUUGUUGAAGCUUGUGGUCUAUUUGUCCUUUUUUGGAAUUCUCCUCACUUUCUAUGGCCUGCCCAUUCAUAUCCUGCGGGAUGUUGUGGUCACCAUUCGCUCGUUCGCUCGCCGCAUUAUGGACUUCAUGCGCUACCGGAAUGCGACAAGAGAUAUGAAUGAGAGGUAUCCAGAUGCACCGGCAGAGGAGGUUUCCCGGGAGGAUGUGUGCAUCAUCUGUCGCGAGGAAAUGCACCCAGUUCAGCCGGCAGCUGCUGCCGGCGCAGAGCCUGGGCAGCCAGCACCUGCAACGCGUCGUGUUCCUGACCGUCUUCGUCCCAAAAAGCUUCCAUGUGGGCACAUCUUGCACUUUGCAUGCCUCAGAAGCUGGCUUGAGAGACAACAAAACUGCCCGACUUGCCGGCGCCCUGUCCUCUUGCCCACACGAACCCAAGGAGCUGCUGGAAACAACGCUGCGGCUCAGCAAAAUGGUCAGCUCGGUCAACCCGGCGUAAAUGGACAGCCUCGUGCGCGAGUCUAUCAGUUUGGACCCUUCCGAAUUGGCUUCGGGGCUGUGCGCGGAGAUAUUUUCCACAAUCUUCACCGACAGAUUCACCAGGACAAUCCAGCAGGGCAGCCAGCAGUAAACCCAAUCCCCAAUGCUCCAGGCCGACAGAUUGGGCUUGGAUUCGGGUUCGGCCGCCGUCCGCAAGCCCCCAUCCCCACUCCUGCCCCACAGGCCCCAGGGGUACAUGCAUCCUCCGCUGUUGAUCUCAAUCUUCAGCUUAUGCAGAUUGAACAGCGGAUCACCGCUGAAAUCAAUUCCCUUCGUGUUGCCACAGAGCAAUUGAACCGCGUGCGUCAGCUCCAGGUGGAACUAGAGCAAUUGCGCAUGAACGGAAACUCUCUUGCCAACAGCCCUCCAAAUUCUAUUCAGCUUCCGCCGGGUUACACGAGCCACCGUUUUGAUACAAGCCCAGAAGCUUCUAUGCAAGCCGGAGACCCUCGUCUACCAGAAGGGCUCACACUUCCUCCGGGCUGGACUCUCAUGCCUCUGCAACCUACGCGGCCUGGCGUCGGUGUACCACAGACAGUGCAGCCUAUGGCUACCACGGUAAAUGCCUCGGCAGCGGCUUCAUCUAGUGUUGGUAACCCCCAGGAGGCUGCCUCCUUUGGUUCUGCUCAGUCUCAGCUUGAUGGAGGAGCAGAAGCAUCAGGCACGGCUACUGAAGCACCCGCAAUCACAAACGGGAAUGGUAGUCUGCAGCCCACACCCACUUUUCUUUCCACCGAACCCCGGGCAGACUCUCCCUCUCAGGAAUGGACUGAUGUCGCGCCCACAGAGUCCACAGAGUCUCCCAAGGAAGGUCCAGCAAGCAUUCCAACUACCUGGGGUAGCAACAGUAUGACCGCAACUGCAACUGCGCAUGAGGCUACUGAUACCGAGGACUCCGAGUCCAAGGGCAAAGCUCGCGCAGCAACAGUCGAAGAGACCGAUGAAGUAUCCUGA